Aspergillus melleus is the source of this 432-nucleotide messenger RNA. RefSeq lists its product as uncharacterized. Bases 1 to 432 code for a protein of 143 amino acids. The transcript has a single exon. The record is from RefSeq and is a predicted model, not a curated record. Lineage: Eukaryota; Fungi; Ascomycota; Eurotiomycetes; Eurotiales; Aspergillaceae.
AUGGGGCCAUCGGAAGAUCGGAGGAAAUGUUGUUCAACGUACCAGCGCCUUCAUGGUGCCGUGCAGAGCGUGUCUGUGGUUGCGGCGGAACUUGGGGUCAACACCCUUGAGGGAGGGGUAACGGUGGGUCUUAGGCUUCUUGAUACUGUUGAGAAAGAAGAUAUAUCAGUCUCGAGUUCUUAUCUCCCAAUGUCGAUCCAUCUGUCGCCCGUGGAGGAACCCAAAAGAGUCGCUGAAAAGCUGGUGAAAAGAUUCGAUCUCGUGGACCAACAUCGCUCCCAUCCAAGUAUCACCUCCCAACCUCCAACGCCGCAAGUUGUGUUCCUUCCCGGCAAGACAUUUGAAAUCGCAAAGAGUGGUCGGCUGGUACGAACCCGUUACGGUGAGCCUUCUGGCUGUUGUGGUGCUGAGACGCGUUCUUGGACUCUGUAA